AUGUCAUUCGACGGACAUGUGCACCAUACCGCGCCAUCGAACUUCUCAGCUUUCGUCGACGAGGCCGGUCCGUUAUCGGCAAAGGGCCGAUGCGACAGCCUGCAAUCCAGUUUUGGAUCGCAAUCGCCAACGAUGCCGCAAACACAAGUAGGACGGAGACGGGGAUCCGAAUACGCAGAACCAGGGUCUGCGCGAGCAGUAUACCUUGAGAAGAAUCGCAAGGCCGCGAGUAAAUGCAGGAGCAAACAGAAAAGGCAGCAAGAGGAGCUUGUUGAGACCGCUCGAGAGGUGGAACGACAGAACAAGAUACUCAAAGCUGAAGUCGAAAUCUUAAAGAGUGGCAUGCGGGAUCUGAUGGAGCUUGUCGGCCAGCAUUCGGACUGUCCCGAUGCUCGUCUGAGACUCUACGUACAGCGCGAAGCGGAUCGUUUGGCAAUCGGAGGCAUGCGAAAUACUCUACCAUCACCAUUGUCAAACAUCUCCUAUUCAGGCCAAAGCUCGAAUGGCAAAUUAUCAUCGCCGGAAAAUGAUUGA
This is a messenger RNA of Didymella exigua CBS 183.55, 534 nucleotides long. RefSeq lists its product as uncharacterized. The record is from RefSeq and is a predicted model, not a curated record. Gene Ontology annotation, biological process: regulation of transcription by RNA polymerase II. NCBI's taxonomy places the organism in Eukaryota, Fungi, Ascomycota, Dothideomycetes, Pleosporales, Didymellaceae. Gene Ontology annotation, molecular function: RNA polymerase II cis-regulatory region sequence-specific DNA binding; DNA-binding transcription factor activity, RNA polymerase II-specific. The coding region runs from base 1 to 534 and encodes 177 amino acids. The transcript has a single exon.